UUUACCGUCGCAAAUGGAUCUUGUGACGCCAUCUAUUGCAACGCUAACAUUUCUGUCUCAAAUGCUCAAUCUGUCGUCGCGAAAAGUAUUUGCUACGGCAAAAUACUAUUUGCGGUCGCAAACUGCCGUCGCAAUUGAAGUUUUUUUUAGUAGUGUAAUUGGGCUAUUUGGAUGGCCUGUUCUUCCACGGUGGUGACCCCUACUACCAUGACUUGCAUAGCGAAAGAGGCAUCUUCCAAAAUCUCUUCCUUUUGGUUAUUAGGAUAUGAUUUGGGGCAUAGGGUGUGUAUGCAGAUCAACACUGGCAAUGGGCGAGGGAGAAUGUUUUGUUGAGUUGCUUAAGCAUGUUGAACACCCUUGCUUCGUGAUGUUGGCCCCCACUGUUGUGAAAGUGGUGAUCAUCUUCCACGACUUGGAUGGAUGAAUUGUGAAUCUCACAAGUUGAGACGACCUUUUCCGAACGAUACAAUUGUUAAGGUUUCUACUCAUUUUUGGAGUAGGUACCUUAUUGGUCUUGUUUGUUGAUUUGAGUUGAAUCAUCUUUGAAGUCAUUUGUUGAGGAUGGCGACUUGAGAUUGUCAGAGAAAGAGAUGAGAGGCAGAGAUGGUCCUACUGGGCGUGCCAAUUUGUAAACACGAAAAUCCUGCAACGAAUGAAAGAAUGACACGUCACUACUAAAAACAAUUGCUUUUGCGGCAGCAAAUUAGGCUUUUGCGGCGGACAAUUAAGCCUUUUGCGACGGAAAUGUUGGCAUUGCAAUAGGUGGCGUCACAAAAUCCAUUUUCGACGGUAAAAUGCCGUCGCAUAAGGGUAAGAGGAAUGGCGAUGGUUCCAGGCAACUGAUGUGGGAGAUAGUGAAGAAGAACAACUCUUUUCUGGUGAAGGAGUUCGGCAGAAGCCACGCCGGCGUUAGGUUCAGCAAGGAGCCCAGCAACCUCUUGAAUCUCCACUCCUACAAGCAAUCUGGGUUGGCAAACAAAAAAACUGUGAUAAUUCAGUCCAGUAAGGACCAAUCUGUGUUGCUGGCGACGACUACGACCAGGAAGCAUCUGAUAGUGAAUUGCAUGAUUGCAUAUGAUAGUUUCCAACUUUACAAAGUGAAUUGUAACCAGAGAAUGCAGGGCAUAGGAAAUAGAGUACGUAAGACUUGAAUGAUUUCAAGUUGUAUGCUUGGUAACGUUGCAAGUAUUGAGAUUAAACUUAUAGGAUAAGAGGAAGCAUUGCCUCUCAUUUUAUGUCUUGUGAUAUGUACUUAUUCAAUGACUAGUUAUUUAAUGUGAAAGGAAAGGUCACCGGGUUUUGAUAGGUAUGUGAAAUGUGAAAGGAAAAUUCAAAGUCGUUCUGUUUAUAGUGGUUCUGGAUUACCUGGUAUUGAACUGUUAUAUGGUUAUUUAAAUUUCUUAUGCAAA
Molecule: messenger RNA, 1409 nt
Organism: Rosa chinensis
Lineage: Eukaryota; Viridiplantae; Streptophyta; Magnoliopsida; Rosales; Rosaceae
Product: 60S ribosomal protein L28-1
Exons: 3
Coding region: 795-1151 (118 amino acids)
Biological process (GO): translation
Cellular component (GO): cytosolic large ribosomal subunit; ribosome
Molecular function (GO): structural constituent of ribosome
Source: RefSeq, a predicted model, not a curated record